CCUUGUUGUGCACUCACCAGGGCCUGCUUCAUAAUACUCUGUUUAGUGAUCAAUAGUUUUAUCAUAAUCAUAUCCAUGCACAUAUCAUAACGAAAUUAAUUAUUCAAGCGGUGCUACAAUUCCAUGUUUGACACCUUGGAGGGGACCGGCCCGGUGUAGGGAUGAAAUUACCGUGACAGUCACUGGUGGGUACGUAUGCAUUAUGGAGCAUACUAGUAGUAAUUUUAACAUGUUCACCAGCUCAUGUAGGACUAUGCUAACUUGGGCUAAAAGUGAUCAGUGAUCGAUCACCCUUGCCGAGCUACAAACGCCUGCCCCGCAGGCUUCAAUCUUGAACUUGGUCGGAGGCUGACCCGGGCUGAAACGGAUACAUGUUCUGGAUUUAAUUCUCAAUGGUGAGCAGUCCACCUCUCUUAGUACUACACCAUUCCCCAGUUGAUCAUAGUGUCAUGUCCACAACAGACACUGCCUACCGUCUUAUCCUCGCAUUGAUCAGUCUUAUUGCAUUCAACAUCUUCAGCUACACCGUUGAGCACCAGCCUGAGUGGAAGCGGGGUGUCAGCCCUGGGAGCUCUGUGGGGGCCAAGUUCUUGGCAGUCUGUAAAGAAAGACAGUACAUGUCCGCUAAUCUCAUCAGCCAAUGGGAAUUUUACGAGAGGAUCAUACUUUACCACUCGUCGAGAUGGCAUGUAUACCAGAAAGGGCGCUAUACAGGAUCGCUGACGGUCUUCACGGCGAGUGAAUUUCAUUGCGUUGGCAAUUUGUGCGUGUCGGAGAGCCUGAAGUUCUUCAGAGGAAUCCUUGGUGUUCUCCGGGUCAGCUUGCCGCGUUAUCCAACAAUGGCACCCGGAAUGAGUCUCAUCAAAUAUGCACCUUUAUUUCCACGUUUGGCCUCCCAGCUACCCUGGAGCUCUCGUAAUCCUGAAAAUGUUUCGAACGCAUGCAAAGCCACCCUAAGGAGAAGAGAGUAUGUGAAGGUACUUGCAAGAAGUGUGAUCAGGCGCAAAGUGAAAGAGUCGCAACCAGAAGACACGCGACCUUCGCAAAGCUCUCGUGAAGACGCUAGGAGCUAGCGCGUUGAAGAGACAGUUACUCGUGAUCAAGGAGAAAGAAGCAUCCCACAUCCCGAAGAAAGUCCGUGCGGAGUACCGCAUGCGUUUGCCCCUCGGAGAGAAUCUAUCGAUCAAGAACCUCGC
This is a messenger RNA of Suillus subaureus, 1196 nucleotides long. RefSeq lists its product as uncharacterized. The record is from RefSeq and is a predicted model, not a curated record. Bases 393 to 1073 code for a protein of 226 amino acids. Lineage: Eukaryota; Fungi; Basidiomycota; Agaricomycetes; Boletales; Suillaceae. The transcript has 5 exons.